Messenger RNA from Zophobas morio, 1098 nucleotides. RefSeq lists its product as uncharacterized. Lineage: Eukaryota; Metazoa; Arthropoda; Insecta; Coleoptera; Tenebrionidae. The record is from RefSeq and is a predicted model, not a curated record. The transcript has 4 exons. Bases 344 to 1075 code for a protein of 243 amino acids.
GGUUCUAGUUUGUUCGAGCCACAAUCCCUUCUUUGAUUUCGCUAGAAUCCCAAAUCCAUUUUCGACGUCACACUUGUAACCUCUCGCGUGACCCUGAUUAGGUACCCUGACGGCGGCGAGCAGUCUACCUUAAAAUAAUUUUUUUAUGUUUGAAUUCGCUUCUUCGUAGUUUGCAUUUCGAUAUUCACAAUUUCUCCACGAAGAAAUUUUACUUCAAACAAAAAUCCGCUGAAUGUUUGCACGAUUAUAGGGAAUUUCGUACCGCCACAACAAUGAGUAAUAAUCCUUGAAUAAGUGCAACAGACAUUUGACCGUCGCAUUUCUCUGCACAAACGUACACAACAUGUCCACGAUAUCACUUCUGUUAAUUUUUUUCUUACAAAUGUUUUCUACGAAAGUACUGAGCGUUGACCCCAACGACCACCACGUCAAGUUCGAAAGACGCAACCUAAACCUGGACGAUUUAGGCGCCCAAAUAUCACGAACAGUUCACGAAAAUCUUAGACCUGUUCGCGAGAUGGAGUUCCGGUUUAGAAUGAAAUUAGGAAAACAGGGUACGACCGUUGCCACAUUUCCAGAUAGACAGUACAUUUUUCGUGAAGGCGUUAUGUAUGAAUGCGACGGUACUAUUGUAGAAACGGACGGUUCUUGUUCUGGUACUUUACGUAAACCGGCAUUCGGCAGAAAAGAAGAUUUCUGUUACGCCACUGUUAGUGCAGUUGUUGAUAACUGGUACUGCAUUACGACCGGCGGUGGUGUCAACUUUGUUUAUAGCAAUGGGAAGGGUAAAUGUGAAAGUACGGAUGGCAGGCCUACGCUGUUGGUAUCUGCGAAGGACUACAAGGCGCUGUGCGAAAGUAGAGCGUAUCCUGUUACUUAUAAAUAUUUUACCGAGGAGUUGGACGAUCAUGGUUCUGAUGUGCAUUGUUCCGACGAGCGGCCUUACGUGUGUACUUUAACGGAAGAAGAAAAUUCCAGUCUUAUGCGCUCGACAGGGUCGACUUUUGAGAAAUAUAGUUUUAUUUUGUUGGCGACAUUACUGCACAUGCUGUUUUUAAGGAUCGUUUUCGUUUAAAAUAAAAUUAUGAAAAGGCAAAA